This is a messenger RNA of Mesoplodon densirostris (Blainville's beaked whale), 1680 nucleotides long. RefSeq names its product transmembrane protein 222 (gene TMEM222). Bases 39 to 668 code for a protein of 209 amino acids. The record is from RefSeq and is a predicted model, not a curated record. The transcript is spliced from 6 exons. Lineage: Eukaryota; Metazoa; Chordata; Mammalia; Artiodactyla; Ziphiidae.
GCUGGAUCAGGGGCAGGCCGGAGCGGGGCGCGCGCAGCAUGGCGGAAGCGGAAGGGAGUUCGCCACUCCUGUUGCCGCCGCUGCUGCCACCCCCGCCCGGGAUGGCGGAAGUGGAGGCGCCGACGGCGGCCGAGACGGACAAGAAGCAAUUUAGCUGUGGUGGCAGCGGCGUCAUGGACGUGGAGCGGAGCCGCUUCCCUUACUGCGUGGUGUGGACGCCCAUCCCGGUGCUCACGUGGUUUUUCCCCAUCAUCGGCCACAUGGGCAUCUGCACAUCCACAGGAGUCAUUCGGGACUUUGCUGGCCCCUACUUUGUGUCGGAAGACAACAUGGCCUUCGGGAAGCCUGCCAAGUACUGGAAGCUGGACCCUGCUCAGGUAUAUGCUAGUGGGCCCAAUGCGUGGGACACGGCCGUGCACGACGCUUCUGAGGAGUACAAACACCGCAUGCACAGUCUCUGCUGUGACAACUGCCACUCACAUGUGGCCUUGGCCCUGAACCUGAUGCGCUACAACAACAGCACCAACUGGAACAUGGUGACUCUCUGCUUCUUCUGCCUGCUGUAUGGGAAGUACGUCAGCAUCGGGGCCUUCGUGAAGACCUGGCUGCCCUUUGUUCUCCUCCUGGGUGUCAUCCUAAGCGUCAGCCUGGUCUUUAACCUGCGGUGAUGGCUGCCCCAUGGCCCUGGGCCCACCAGGCUCCUGAGGAGGCAGCCGCCAUCACCUUUCGUUCCAGAUUCUUUCUCCUCGCCCCGAAAGGCAGGGAUGGGCCUGCUGGUUUUAGUCCAGGGCUCUGGGCUAAGUGGGGUGGAAUAAGGGCUGAGGAUGAGCAUGGGGUGGUUUUUGUGUCUGUUUGCAUUUUGUGUCUCACUGGUCGCUCAGAAGCUCCCUGCCCCCUCCUUCCCAGGCUUGUGACUCCCACCCUUGAGGCACCCUUUGUUCAUCUGUUGGAAAAGCCUUAGCUUCCCUCUAGAGCUGUGUCUGCCACUGCCUGCUGGGCUCCCUCUGCCUCAGCCCAGUGCCUGGUGGGGGAGGGAAGGAUAUUUGGACCCACCAGACAAGGCAGCACAGGGACCAGAGCUGGAUUUGAAGCCCCUUCUCCUGCCAAGACUCUGGUCUCAGGGUGAAGGUACACUAAGAAGUCUGCAUAAACUCAGCCACCCUGGGGCCUUCUCCACUGGCCUCUAGAAUGGUCCAGUAGGGCUGACGGGCCCCCUUCAGAUGUCUGCCAGAAGCUGCACUAGGGGUAGUUUGCGCCCCACUCCUGGCAGCCACCAGCCCAUGCAGCCCCCUCUUCCCACUCUCCCAGGGCCUCCAAGCACUUGGGCCCAUCUCCCCCCUGCAGUUUGGGGCCUGGGCUCCCCCAACCAGGCUGGAGAGAUGAGUGACACUGACGUAUCCAGAGUGACCCCUGCAGAUCAGAGCGAUGUAACAAAACUUGUCCUUGGCCCCAGGAACGGGCCUCGCACUGGUGACGGCACCCCUUGGGUCCGAGAUGUCAGGGGGCCGUUGGAGCAGCCAGCGCCAUCAGGGAGCUGAAUGGGAGCUGUCUCCUCCCACCUCCCACGGCUCCCCCUUCUCUUCAAGUUGUGGGACAGGCCUGUGCUGCCCCCCUCACCCCUGCUCCAUGGAUUCCUUUGUGUGGGGCUCCUGGGCAGGACAAUAAAGAGUUUUAACUCCA